This is a messenger RNA of Arvicola amphibius (Eurasian water vole), 7371 nucleotides long. It is a transcript of the gene Bmp2k, whose product is annotated as BMP2 inducible kinase. Gene Ontology annotation, biological process: protein phosphorylation. Gene Ontology annotation, molecular function: ATP binding; protein kinase activity. The coding region runs from base 174 to 3641 and encodes 1155 amino acids. The record is from RefSeq and is a predicted model, not a curated record. The transcript is spliced from 16 exons. NCBI's taxonomy places the organism in Eukaryota, Metazoa, Chordata, Mammalia, Rodentia, Cricetidae.
GAGCCGCUGUGCACCGUCGCUAGCUCGCUCGCUCCUGCGCGCGGAGGAAGGGCGGCGACCCCUCGCGGACGGUCGGCCGCGCCCCGCCGCGCUCCGUGUGGCGCGGGUCCGGUCUCUCGCCGUCGCGCGCGCCCUUGUGCCCUCCUGGUGCCCUCCAGCGCGCCGGCGGGACCAUGAAGAAGUUCUCUCGGAUGCCCAAGUCGGAGGGCAGCGGCGGAGGGGCGGCGGCUGGUGGGGCCGCGGGAGCCGGGCUCGGCGGCGGCUUCGCAAGCUCGUCCAUGGGGGUCCGGGUGUUCACCGUCGGCCGCUAUCAGGUCACCCUGGAGGAGACGCUGGCCGAAGGUGGAUUCUCAACUGUUUUCCUGGUGCGCACUCAUGGUGGGAUUCGAUGUGCACUGAAGCGAAUGUACGUCAAUAACACACCCGACCUCAACAUUUGUAAAAGGGAAAUCACAAUUAUGAAGGAACUAUCUGGCCACAAAAAUAUUGUUGGUUAUUUGGACUGUGCUGUCAAUUCCAUUAGUGACAAUGUGUGGGAAGUGCUUAUUCUAAUGGAGUAUUGCCGAGCUGGGCAGGUAGUGAAUCAGAUGAACAAGAAGCUACAGACGGGCUUCACUGAAUCAGAAGUCUUACAGAUCUUCUGCAACACCUGUGAAGCUGUUGCGAGGUUGCAUCAGUGUAAGACUCCCAUAAUCCACCGGGAUCUGAAGGUAGAAAACAUUUUGCUAAAUGAUGCCGGAAAUUAUGUGCUUUGUGACUUUGGCAGUGCCACUAAUAAGUUUCUCAAUCCUCAAAAAGAUGGAGUUAAUGUAGUAGAAGAAGAAAUUAAAAAGUACACAACUCUGUCAUACAGAGCCCCGGAAAUGAUCAAUCUUUAUGGCGGGAAGCCCAUCACCACCAAGGCUGAUAUCUGGGCCCUGGGAUGUUUCUUGUACAAACUUUGCUUCUUCGCUCUUCCGUUUGGUGAGAGCCAGGUUGCUAUCUGUGAUGGCAGCUUCACCAUCCCAGACAAUUCUCGCUACUCCCAUAACAUACAUUGUUUGAUAAGGUUCAUGCUUGAACCAGAUCCGGAGCACAGACCUGACAUAUUUCAAGUGUCCUACUUUGCAUUUAAAUUCGCCAAAAAGGAUUGUCCGGUGUCCAACAUCAACAAUUCUUCUCUUCCCUCAACUCUUCCUGAGCCGAUGACCGCUAGUGAAGCUGCUGCUAAGAAAAGCCAAAUGAAAGCCAGAAUAACAGAUACCAUUGGACCAACAGAAACCUCAAUUGCACCAAGACAAAGACCAAAGGCCAAUUCCACUACUGCCACUUCCAGUGUGCUGGCCAUUCAGAGUUCAGCUACGCCUGUUAAAGUUCCUGCUCCUGAUGAAUUCAGUAGCCACAAGCCAAAAGGAGCGCAGAGACCUGGAAAUGGGUCUGAAGUCUUAAUGAGUCAGGGUCCCCUUCAGCAGCCACCACAGCAGCAUAGAGUCCUCCAGCAAUUGCAGCAGGGAGACUGGAGAUUACAGCAACUUCAUUUGCAUCGUGCUCCUCACCAGCAGCAGCAGCAACAGCAACAGCAGCAACAGCAGCAGCAGCAGCAGCAACAGCAGCAGCAGCAACAGCAGCAGCAGCUACUUCAAAAUGCUUAUUUGCAGCAGUAUCAGCAUGCAAUGCAGCAGCAACAGAUACUUCAGCAACAGUUUUUAAUGCAUUCAGUCUAUCAGCCUCAACCCCCUGGAUCACAAUAUCCUACAAUGAUGCAGCAGUAUCACCAGGCUUUCUUGCAGCAACAGAUGCUAGCUCACCAUCAGCAGCCUCAGCACCAUCAGCAGCCUCAGCACCAUCAGCAGCCUCAGCACCAUCAGCAGCCUCAGCACCUGGCAUCGCCCGAGUUUCUUACCUCUCCUCAAGAGUUCUCACCAGCCUUAAUUUCCUACGCUUCAUCACUUCCAGCCCAGCUUGGAACCAUAGCGGAUUCCUCUUUCAGUGCCAGUAGGUCUGUUGCUGAGAAGGAGGCAGUCCCACGCUUUACAAACGAGAAGACUGUCAGUCACCCGCCUGAUAUGUCGGGCUGGAAUCCUUUUGGAGAAGACAACUUCUCCAAGUUAACCGAAGAGGAGCUGCUGGACCGAGAGUUCGACCUUCUCAGAUCAAACAGGCUCGAGGAGAGCGCACCCUCAGAUAAGAAUCUAGACCCACCCUCUGCUCCACAUAGCCAUCCUCCGGAAGACCCUUUUGGUUCUGUCCCUUUCAUUUCUCACUCAGGUUCUCCUGAAAAGAAAACUGAACAUUCUCCAAAUCAAAAAAAUAUCACUGCAAACCCUACCAAAAAUGGAUGCGCAAGUCCAGUAUGUAAAGAUGAGCGGGCUGUAAAGAAGACGUCAGAGAAUUCAGCAGUUCGGGCUCCAGUGCAGAAGGGGCAGGACGAGUCUGAAAGUGAUUUUGAAUCCGACCCCCCUUCCCCGAAGAGCAGUGAAGAAGAACAAGAGGAUGAGGAAGCUCAGGGAGAACACGGGGACUUUAAUGAUGAUGACACGGAGCCAGAGAACCUGGGUCACAGGCCUCUGCUCAUGGACUCUGAAGAUGAGGAAGAGGAGGACAAGCACAGCUCUGACUCAGAGUAUGAACAAGCUAAGACCAAGUGCAGAGGUCAACCUGGUGGUGGGCGGAGCCCAGCCCCUGACCCAGCGCUCCUCUCCCCGGCACAUUCACCCGCUGGUGCUCCGACUUCUGGCCAGGAGUUUGAUGUGUUCGGUGCCGUGCCCUUUGCGGUGCGCGCUCCACAGCCACAGCACAGAGGGAGUGCGCAGAACCUCUCCCGGCAGACAUUUCCCGAGCAGGAGGACUUUGACGUGUUCACAAAGGCCCCCUUCAACAAGAAGGUGAACGUGCACGUGCAGGACUGGCCUGCAGUGGGGGCCGACACGCGUCCUCUGCCUGCACGGCCCAGAAGUGUAGAUAUAUUUGGCUCCACUCCCUUUCAGCCAUUUUCCACGUCAGCGAGUAGAAGUGAAAGCAGGGAGGAUGUUUUUGGGCUCGUGCCGUUUGAGGAAAUAACUGGGGGUCAGCAGCAAAAAGUCAAGCAGCGCAGCUUGCAGAAACUGUCCUCUCGCCAGAGACGCACGAAGCAGGACCUGUCCAAAAGCAAUGGGAAGCGCCACCACGGCACACCCACCAGUGCAAAGAAGACUCUGAAGCCCCCCUACCGCACCCCCGAGAGGGUCCGCAGACACAAAAAGGUGGGCCGCAGAGACUCACAAAGCAGCAGUGAGUUUUUAACCAUUUCCGACUCCAAGGAGAACAUCAGCGUUGCACUGACAAAUGAUGGCAAAGACAGGAGCAGUGCCCUGCAACCCGAGGAGAGUCUGCUGGACCCCUUUGGUGCCAAGCCUUUCCAUCCUCCAGACUUGUCGUGGCACCAGCCCCAUCAGGGCCUAAGCGACAUCUGUGUUGAUCAUAAUACCAUCUUGCCUGGGAGGCCAAGACAGAAUUCAGUACAUGGGUCAUUCCAUAGUGUAGACGCGUUGAGAAUGGAUGACUUUGGUGCCGUGCCCUUUACAGAACUCGUGGUGCAAAGCAUCGCGCCACGUGAGUCCCAACAGCCCCAGCCAGUCGAAUUAGACCCAUUUGGUGCUGCUCCGUUUCCUUCUAAACAGUAGAUGCUCCAGGUGGACUCGGCAAUAACUCCUGUUUCAAAAAAAGUAUGGAUAGUUUUAUGAAUCUUCAAGAAAACUUAUUUGUAUGGUUGUUUAUAUCCUUCAUUCUCCCAGGUUAAUCAGGAUAGGUGACUUUUAAAUAAACCAAAUGCAAGCACCUGUACAGGGUAGCGAGGCGAUGCCUUCUGCAAGCAGGAGGCGGCCGCAGAGGUGCAGCUGUGGGGCUUCCUGGGCAGGCAGGUGUGUGACCACCGAGAGACAGGAGAGCUUAUCACUCGGGCUGACGUCACCUAGGUGCACACCUAGGUCUAGCAGGUUUGCCCCAGGAGGAAACAGCCUGGAGCGUGCUGUCAGCUUGUACACUUCUCUGUAAUGUAGAGCCAGAAGUAACUGACAAUUGUGCCUAAAACUGUCACAUUUUUAAAAACAAGUGCCAUUAAUAUGGACUCUGUAGUGCUAACUAUAUGAAAUAAUGUAUAUAUAGUGACUCAGUUUAGCCCUUCCAUGGUAUAUACAUCAAAACAUGUACAUGAUAAUAUAUAUGCAGUUCUUAAUCUGUCAAAAAAUAAAUUUUUAAAAUAUGGAAUGCUUAAUAGAAACCUAGAACAAAAAUGUAAAGAGAAAUAUCUGACAUUUGAAAAAUGUAAAAUAAUUAUACGUCAAAAAGAAAGCAACAUUUGUACUUUAGAAAUACAAGUUUUUGAGUGGAUUUUUGCCAAAAUCUUUAUCAUGUCCCUAAUGAAGCAUAUUGGUAAAAAGUGGGAGGAGAGAGGUUAUAUAGAAAUUUAAUUUCAGGAAAAGCUAGCUGAAACUUUAAAUUUUAAAGAAGUUUACAGUGUAAAAUCUCGUACUUUGUUCCAUCAGCACCCUUGUCCAGCACUCCUGAGUCAUGAGCAGUUCCUUCCCUCAGGGUUGGGGGGCGUUUUACCUCACUGCUCCUGUUGGUGACACUGACGGAGUCACUAACUUCCUGCUGCCAGUCCCGCUGCACUGACAGCCGGACUUUCAGUGGAUGUAAGAAUUAGACCGUGGGACUAGGGACUUUAAUUCUGCUAGCUGGUUGCAUCAUCAGUGAAAAGAACCAAGCUACCAAAUUGCCUUUUAAAAAAAUACCACGAGUCAUAAUUAGAAACUUGACAUUUUGUAGAAGUCGUGUUUAAUGGUAGCAGUUAUACAUCAGUUAAUGUGAACACACUAUCUGCUCUUGUGUCCCUGUCUUUAGUUAUAGUUGUCUUUGCCGGAUUAGCAUCACACGUUUCUAGAUUAAUAGCUAUUUACAGAAAGGGGUGGGAACUUUAUUGCUGUUACUCUCCUUGCUUGCUAUGUUUUAAGUUAACUAUCUCUGCCCCCAAUUAGUGUAUUUUAUGAGUAAUCUUAUUAAAACCUCUUAAUUUUAGUGCCCUGAUGGGAUAAAUUAUUUGCCUACUCUCACAGUUUGGAACUUGGAAAGAAGCAGAAAAUAUAAGUAAGCCACGGUCAUUUUUCUUGCUUCUCCUCUGUGAGCUCAGUCAGGUGACAAGUGGAUGGGCAGCAGCCCAGCCUUAGGUCACCACCGAGAACUGGUCUGCACCACUUACUGUCCUUGUGCCAAAGGCAGAAACUAUGUUUGCACCUUUUUCUAGUUCUCAGGUUGAUUAAUCUUGCUAAUGCAAAUGCUAGUAGAUCCUUUAACUACACAACAGAUUCAGCGAUGCUGUCUUGUGCAAGUGAGGCAUUCACUCACACAGUAAACUCGUCAGCUGCACACUAGGUUUGUGUCUACGGAAAAGCUCAGCUCAGCGGGAAGGUAACAGUGAACUGGUGUGGUCUCCUGAGAUGUUUUACUUGCCUUUCAAUGCACUGACUAAUUUGACAUGACUCACUGACAGCCCCUUUGGCUUAUGCUGGAUGAAUCCUUAGGAAACAACUCUGCCACAGCCUAAAAUGUUUACAUUGCCUCCUACAGCCCAGCCAGGUGACAUUCCUCUUUUGAGACCAGCUCAUUGGACAGAUGGACUAUUUAUCUGGAGGUCCCGUGGGGCAGUUCCUUUAUGAUGAUGUUAGAGGCAUUUUCUUAAGGUGUAGAGACUUCCACUUAACUCUUCAGUCUCCGUACAGCUGAGCCUUAGGUACUUAAUUCCCUAAUGAGAGUUAAGCUACCAAACACAGGAUCCAGCACAUAGCACUCACGGAAAGACCGGCUCUGUUAUGGGAUAGCCCCGUCCUGGCUUAAGGAUGUCAUCUGGGCGUGCCCUGUGCUUCUAAGCCUGCAAAGUAGUCCUAAACCUGUUAAACUUGAACAUCAAAGGGAAGUCACAUUAGAGACCUCAAGGAUCCGAGGCCAAAGCUGUUUCUUAGAAGCUUUACCAGCUUAACUCUGAAUUGUCGUUUAAAGAGUGGACCAUGUGCUUACCUUCCAUUACUUCAGGCAAACGUUGCUAUCACAAAGAACAUUAUUUAUGAAGAAUGUAUAUGCGACACAAAGAAGUUGCUUGGUGUUUAGUUGGAGAAAAAUCUAUUUAAUCUGAGAGAAAAUGUUACUGACUCGAAUAUUAAGAACUGGAUUUCUCCCUCCUCCCAGGAUGUGUGUAUUUGGAGGUGGUUAAGUAAUCACUGGGAUCUCAGAUCUGUGCACCCUGCAGCCGUUUAACAGGGACUGACUACUGUUGUCAUUUGCUGGUGGAGCCCGCUCUCCUGUGCUGGCAUUGAGGGGCAGCCACUCUGCUGGGUCAUCUGGGUUUGCACAUGGAGUACUGGCACUGCUUGGGAGAGCCUGGGCACAUCUGUUUGUGUAUGUAGAAUUACAGUGAACUCUGUCAGUUCUUCUUUUUCUUUUUAGCAGAACUAGUCAUCAGUUUAGGUCCAGUUACGUGAGGUGACAGUCUACUGUGAGGAGAUGACAUGUCUACUGUGACAACAGCAAAUGGCUGUUACUAAAGUUACUAAGAUAAAAAGACACUCACAUACACAUCACAGCUUUCUAUUAGGGAAUUAAUGUGAAUUUAAAAAUGGCAAUCAUGUUUUGUUUUGUUUUGAAAGUGAAAGAGCAUUCACUCCUAGAGAGGGUCCUCAAAAGCCACCAAAGGGAAGACGCAGAUGAAAAUACAGAGGGUUGGGUCUCUUUUAAGUUUUGUUUCUACAUCUUAAGAUUCACAGCGCUGCUUUCAGAAGAGAACUGAUUUUAUUCCUGUGUGCGUUUUUUGACGGAAAAGUCGUCCAAUAGAAGGGGUGCUCACCACUUGUUUUUCCUCUGCGGUGCUGGGAACUGAAGCCAGGGCCUGGCACCUGCUAGACAAGUGCUUGGGCGCUGAGCUCCGCCUCCAGCCGGAAGCUCCCUUUAAUUGCUGGCAAACAGCUUUAAGUGCACUUUCUUUGAUUACACUUCCAUUUUUUGUUAAACUUGAAUUUUCUGAAGCCUUUUAUGUACCACUAAGCAAAUAACUUUAAUCUUUAAAAAAUGGAUUUAUAUCUUUAGUUGUGUUUCUAACUGUUAAAAAACAUACUUGCUAAAGUGACUUAAAUCCUCAAAUGUAGCUGGGAAACUUAAGAAAUAGAAUUCAGCUGCUUCCCCUGUACCCAGUUAGGCACUAAUUUUAUUACCUUAUUGCCUUUACAUUGCUUAGUCUUGAAUUCUGUUCACUAUUUUGUUUGAGAUUUAAAGUUAUUUUCUUACUGUAUUUAUCAUACCUACUGUUUUAAUAAUCUGCCUUCUUUAAAUGCAAUAAAUCCCAAAUGGAUUGCUUAUUCUUUAUAA